Entrophospora sp. SA101 is the source of this 264-nucleotide messenger RNA. The record is from the annotation of a GenBank genome assembly. NCBI's taxonomy places the organism in Eukaryota, Fungi, Glomeromycota, Glomeromycetes, Entrophosporales, Entrophosporaceae.
AUGUAUAAACUAGAGAUUUAUCAAGUAUUAAUAACCGAAUCCAAGUGUGACAAAAGCAAUAUUAUUGGUGGAUAUCCUAUAGCAUCCAAUAUGAUUGCAUUAUUCAAACCAGUACCACAAAAUGCCACGUCCAAUGCAAACAAAGACAAUGACGUUCCAAUAAAACUUUACAUUUUUCCAUUUACCAAAAUGUUCUAUAAAUUCAUUCCAAUUGUUGUCAUAUCAGAUGGUGGCAAUAAUUAUCGAUUUCAUACAUCUGAUUGA